This is a messenger RNA of Iphiclides podalirius (scarce swallowtail), 1167 nucleotides long. The record is from the annotation of a GenBank genome assembly. Lineage: Eukaryota; Metazoa; Arthropoda; Insecta; Lepidoptera; Papilionidae.
AUGGAGGCAUUAGAGACGAGUAUAAACUACUGGGAGGACGCUUUGGCGGCGUUCUCGUUGGGUGCUCGCGGCGGGGUCUCCGGCACGCUGGCGCUCACCUCGCCGGAGGAGGCGGAGUUCUGUCGGGAGAUACAGGAACUGCUCCAGAAUGCUUACCUCCUACAGGAACGGUGCGAGCUGCUGUUCUUAGACCAGCGCUCGGUGCUGUUCCGCUCGGAGAGCGGGGGCGAGGCGGCGGCGGGGGGCAGGUCGCGGCUGCUCUCGCACGCCCACUCCGCCUCGUCGCACACUCGACGCGAACUACACUCAAGCGCGGAGUCCUUCGCCUCCGCUGAGGACCAGGUGGCAGAUUUAAGAGAAUUAGACGACUUCCCAGAGAUUUCUGCUGAAACGGACAACUUGGAACUGUACCAGAUGGCCGUCAAACAGCUGGAAGUUGGAAUUCCUUAUAGGACGCUGCGCACUGAGGUGGUGCAGUGCGGCGCCGACUCCGAGUUCCUGUGCAAGCUGCACUGCCUGCGGCUCGCGUUCGCCAACGUGUUCAGGGACGCGGCCGCCUGGGCGUGGUUCGUGGACGCCGGCAGGCAGGUGCUCACCGACCUGCUGCUCUUCGCCGACAAGGAGCCAAAGGAGUUUCUAGUUGCGUACGAGGAGAUGGUGUCGUGGGCGACAGACGUCGCCAAUUGGACUACAAUAGAGGAUGAGCUUACAAGCAAAGGUGUUAAGGUGCUGUCUUUCUACGACGUGGUGCUGGACUACAUACUGCUGGACGCCUUCGAGGACCUGGCGGCGCCCCCGUCUUCUGUUCUGGCGGUGGUCCGCAACCGCUGGCUCUCCGACGGCUUCAAGGAGAGCGCGCUGACGACGGCGGUGUGGUCGGUGAUAAAGGCGAAGCGGCGCUACCUGCGCCACCCGGACGGGUUCAUGGCGCACUUCUACUCGGUGUCGGAGCACCUGCUGCCGGUGCUCGUGUGGGGCUUCCUGGGGCCGCGCGAGCGGCUGCGCGAGGUGUGCCUCGCGUUCCAGGCCGAGGUGGUGGGCUACGUGCAGGACCUGUUCAGCUUUGCGCGCUGCCGCUACACCAGCGUGGAGGACCUCGCCGAGGACGUGAUGCAGCACGCGCGCUCGCGCGCCGCCAACAUCACGGACAAGCUCGCGGACAGAAAC